Messenger RNA from Aspergillus bombycis, 1947 nucleotides. RefSeq names its product fungal specific transcription factor domain-containing protein. Gene Ontology annotation, molecular function: DNA binding; zinc ion binding. Lineage: Eukaryota; Fungi; Ascomycota; Eurotiomycetes; Eurotiales; Aspergillaceae. Bases 1 to 1947 code for a protein of 648 amino acids. The record is from RefSeq and is a predicted model, not a curated record. Gene Ontology annotation, biological process: DNA-templated transcription. The transcript is spliced from 2 exons.
AUGCUGGAGGCACAGGUCGCAUGGUUCAAGACAACCUUGAUCCAAAUGAAGAAUGCCGAUGUACAAACACGGGCUCUACUACUUCGUGAGGCCCUCGCGCUGCCGAAUGUACCACUGCAUCACUCGGAGGAGGAGCGGCCGAAAGAGCGGCCGAAAGAGCAGCCGAAAGAGCGGCGUGGUAGUGGCCAGACGACAUUGAAUGGGGAUCUGACCCACACCAGAAGUCUCCAGAAGCCACCUACAGAAAGAUGCAAGAGUGUUUCAUCUGAUGACGAGCUAGAAACCUCGACCUUCGUCUCGGCAGAUGAUCAAGGUCGCAUCGGCGUCUUCGGGCCUACAUCAGGCCUGCAUAAUGGCUUGGAAACAUCUCAGCUUGUGGGCGAUCCGCCUGAGUUCGUGCGGAACCUGCUCAUUACGAAUGCUGUGAUUCAGCGCCAAAAGGAAUACGAACUGCGAAACCACGCGGACUUUGACGGGGUUCCACCGGACCUUGCCAUGCAUCUGCUAGACGUCCAUUGGAAUCGCCAACAUCAUAGUUUCCUUCUCACAUAUCGGCCUGCGUUUACGCGAGACUGGGUUUCAGGGGGUCCAUACUUUUCACGAUUCCUGCUGAACGCUAUAUUUGCCUCCGGCUCUAAAUUCUCGGGCCGCACAGAAGUGCGAGAUGACCCUUCACUGGCCCAGACAGCUGGCAACCGAUUCCUGCGGAGGUGCCAAGAACUGUUUUAUCUGGAUUCGCUGUUGGAAAACCCCUCAAUUCCGACAAUAGUAGGUUUGCUACACCUAGGUUCAGUAUAUGUCGCUCGUGGUGAAAUGUCCAAGAGCUGGAUCAACACGGGACUGGCCAUUCGAAUGGCAUUCGACCUUGGAUUGCACCUCGACACCCGGGUUCCUGAUUUGUAUCCGGAAGAUGUUGAGAUCCGCCGUAGAGCAUUCUGGGCAGCCUUCAUCUCGGACAAAUUACAGUGUCUAUACUUUGGCCGGCCGGUGGCCAUCCAUCUACGAGAUACUCAUGUCUCUACUGAGCUCCGUGAUACCAUGGAGGAGUUGGAGUGCUGGAGCCCCUACAUAGACUCUCAAUGUAGUACCUACCCAAUCCAAUCGCCGCCUCCAGUCCCUACUUUCACGAUAUCGGCUUUCCAGCAAUUCUGUCUACUGUCAAACCUCAUGGCCGAUAUCAUCAACCACUUCUAUGUAGUUGGCGCUAAGCCGGCCACACCACAAAUAACCCUACAAGAACUGGACGACGCGCUCUGUGGCUGGUACUUCAACCUGCCGGAUUGCGUGGCCUUCCAGCCAUGGUCUACAGACAAGACCACAGCACAUAAGCUCGUCACUCCAAAUAUCAUGAUCCUGCAUAGUACCUACCAUGCCCUCAUCAUUCUAUUGCAUCGCCCUUUUGUCUCCAAUAGCAACUUGCGCGCUAAGUCCCCGCCGGUCAAUUCCUGGAGAGCAUGUUCGACUGCAGCAAGCAGGAUUACAGCCAUCAUUGAAAGGUGGAAGGAGUCCUUUGCGCUGUACAAGGCCCCCUAUCUCUUAGGAUACUGCGCUUAUGUGGCGUGUACCAUCCAUGUCAGAGAUGCCGCCCUACAUCGAGGAGGCCAGAGCCAUAGUAUGCUUACAACAACGCUUAGCAUGCUGAACGAAAUAAGCUCGGUGAACCCAGCCCUCACACGAUCUGAGCAGCUAGUCCGAAAUCUGAUGGCUGUGAACGCCAUAACUGAGCUAUCGCACCCGUCGCCGGUUGCUUCCAGCAACACAGUAUUUGAUGUUGAUAUGGAGGCCUUAAUCCAGAUGUUCCCGGAUCCCUUAGAUGACCAACUUGUAGAUCUGCAGGUAUCCAGCCCAAAUUUUAGUCAAGCGAGCUUCCUUGGCAGCAGUUCUAAUACUACAGUCGGCUUGCAGUGUGAUGAUGAAGUGCAGCCUGACGGCGUGUCACUGGAAUAG